CACGCUCGUAGGAAGGUCGUUUUGUUUCCUACUCCUCGCCCGCUUACUACACUCUCUACGCGACUCAGAAGCCUCAGUCGUAGCGUAGCGCUCGUAGUGUGCAUAUCGCGUGCAGGUUUGCGUCCGCCUAGAAAGAGUGCAGUGAUGAUAAUUUGAGUAGUUAUUUGUUUUGUACAAAAAUUAUAUCUGAAAUCGUCGUACUAAAAAAUCAAACCAAAAUAAAUUUCUUAAAGGCAUAAUUCCUGGGAGUUGUUUAUAACCGACUUUCCAGCAGACUUUUAUGGAAAGAAACUUUGAAACAACAUUUUUAGUUUCUUUCACAAGUGUCAAUUCGUUCGUGAUAUUUAUGUCUUGCUAAAGUCUUACUAGACAGUGACUUGUGUCUGACAACCUAGUGCUGUGUUCAUAAACAUUACGUAAAUUUCUUCAUUUAUCCCGGAGGUGUUGGAUAGUGAACUUGGAUAAUUUCAAUGCCACUUGUUUGUCGUACAAACAUGAUUCUCGUGCAUUGAUUUCACAAUAAACGGAAUUUUCUUCGAUUGGCAAGAAAAUCAAAUAAAGGAUGCUCAAACACGUGUCGGUCUCGCCGUGGCGGGGGCGAGCAGAUAGCGUCAGUCUUGCUUCAAGUGGUGGUGCUAGUACCUGCGGAAGUGGAAGCCCAACUCCUGGACAUACGCCACCGCCCUCGAGGGCAUCGUCGUGCGCCUCACUAGCGCCUCUAACGGCCCUUUCGAGCUUCUCACCGGCAGACUCAGCACCCCAACAGACCACCAUAAAGGUCUACGCCAACUGCCUGAGACCAGACAUCGAGUACAAGACCCUCAGCAUCACCUACGAGACGACCUGUCGCGAAGUCGUGCAGAAUCUCCUGAACAAGUACCGAAUGAGGCACCGUGAUCCCAGACUGUUUUACCUUACGAUGGAAGUCACCGUGAGGAGAGCCAACGUCCGUACAGUUUUGCCACUGGACGAGGACGCUCGACCAGCUGUCUUGCAAUCGUGUCAUCCACGUGGAGAUUCCAGAUUUUCACUUCAGACUAGACCCGGUGGCCUUGUUAAGAUCUACGACAGCGCCCUUAUGUCUGGGUCCAAGUACAAGAGUCUCCUGGUCUCCGAACAAACAACGGUGGACGAGCUCAUCCAGAUGUUGUUGACCUGCUACAGCUCGACCGAGAGGGUGGAGCAGUUUUCGUUGUACGAAGGGUGCGAGGGCGAAGAAUACCAGAGAAAGCUGCACCCCGACGAUUCGCCCCUGAAAGUCACCCAAAGAUGGAGCAGCUCUGACAGAUAUCUUCGUAUACGUCGUAAUCCGGACUUCAACCCACACAGGAGGAAGAGUGUGUGGACGUCAGAUUCAAGCAUCACAAUGGCCAUGUCGAGGCUUCAUCUUCAUGCAGCUCGUCAACCCCAUCACAAUCUUAUGAAGAACAACAACAAUAAUAAUCAUCACCACAACAACAAUAACAACAAUCAUCAUCAUAGCAAAAACAACAAUCUAAGCUCAAUAGUGCAACAAUCGCGCAUAGUCGUGCCCCAUUCCUCGCAGAUACCGCAACUGCAGUUGCCGCGCGUUCAGCAACUUCCGCUGAGCAUGCCGACAACGCCUCUGGCGUCGAAACACGUCACGACGACGUCCUAUGCAGAUUAUGAAAACUAUUUUUACAUUUAAGUAUAAUGAGAUUGUGAAUUUGGGUGUAGCUGCGUAACAUCCCAGAGCACAAGGAACAUUUAUGAUCUUUCUGUUUCUCCUGGCUCUUUCUUUCUCUCUCUUUUCCUUUUUCUUUUUAGUCAGUAAGACGAAAAAUUGUACCAAAGGUAAUAUACGUAUGGAAUAAGAAUCUAGAUAGGUGUAAUAGAGAGCGAGAUGGAAUUUAAGAUUAAGAUAUCAGCCAAUGCAAGGUGGAUUUAUACGCGAAUUAAAAAUGGGCCUCGGAAGAUCGACCUAAUCCAAUCUAAUCUAAUCUCAACGUUUGUAUUUAUAUGCUGCGAGACGCAAUUGUCCAAGAAGCUCUAUCGACGUUAUUAUUUAUUUAUUAAUGUGUAAAGAGUCUAGCUAAACGCGCGUACGCGUUUCACUUUUAAAUUAUUGCCCUGGGACGAUCCUUUUCUCAGUCUUUCUUCAAUGUAUUUUAUUAAAUUCUUUUUGCAACCCCUUUCGUCGAUCAUACUUUUUCCCUAUUCUUUGCGUAGAUUGCAACAAAUAAAUCUGUCGAACGUUCCUUCAUGCAGCUCUAUAGAUAUUACUGAGUACGCCCCGUUUUCUUGAGUCAAUCUCAACGUGUAAGUUACCAUUUUCUUUUACUUUUCGAAUUUUAUCACGAAUCACGGAUACAGGUAUACUAAAGCUUCAUUCAUUGCUCGAUCGUUUUACAUGAAAUGUAAGCAAGCCCUGAGCGAUCUGUGUUUGCCACUUUCGCGAGGAAUGUACUUUGUGCGCACUACCAAAGAGACAACUUAUGUAUACUAUGUAUGGAUGUAUGUGUUUAUAGUAAAUGAGGAAAUAUAGUCAUAUAUUCGAAUGUAAGCCACACCCGUAAAAGGGACUCUGGUGUAAUUGCAUUUGUCGUGCAAGCUUUACGGGAGUCCUUUACUUCAAUUAAAUAUGUAAUCUGUGUCUAAACGAUAUCUACGAAAUAAGCGUGUAAAUAUUUUGUAUUGUCAAUUUGUACUACCUACUCAACACAAGAAUGUCGAAUAAUAAGUUGUCGCAAUUUAAA
Molecule: messenger RNA, 2717 nt
Organism: Cephus cinctus (wheat stem sawfly)
Lineage: Eukaryota; Metazoa; Arthropoda; Insecta; Hymenoptera; Cephidae
Gene: rau
Exons: 6
Coding region: 563-1669 (368 amino acids)
Biological process (GO): positive regulation of fibroblast growth factor receptor signaling pathway; signal transduction; positive regulation of epidermal growth factor receptor signaling pathway
Source: RefSeq, a predicted model, not a curated record